Molecule: messenger RNA, 216 nt
Organism: Thlaspi arvense
Lineage: Eukaryota; Viridiplantae; Streptophyta; Magnoliopsida; Brassicales; Brassicaceae
Source: the annotation of a GenBank genome assembly
AUGGGGUCUGGGGACUGGGGUCCGGUGGUGAUAGGGGUGGUUCUGUUUGUGGUCUUGACGCCGGGGCUCCUGUUUCAGCUCCCAGGAAAAAACAGAGUGGUGGAAUUCGCCAACAUGCAGACCAGCGGCAUCUCCAUCUUCGUCCACAGCAUCAUCUUCUUCGGCCUCAUUACUAUUUUCUUAAUUGCCAUUGGCGUCCACAUCAGUUCCGGCUAA